AUGGAGAUGGUGGCCGCGGCGGCGACGAAGGACGCGAAGAGGAAUGGGGGCGCCCCGGAGUGGCGGGUGACGGUGCCGGAGGGCGCGUCGGUGACGGUGGAGCACGAGCGCUGCCUGGCCGCGCGGGCGUGGGCGUGUCUGGUUUCAUGCGUGGUGGCGCUCGGGGCCAAGGUGUCUGGCUCCGGCAAGCGGCUGUGGAAGAUCGGCGCCGACGACCCCAGGCGGGCGGUGCACGGCCUCAAGGUGGGCCUCGCGCUCUCGCUGGUGUCCGUGUUCUACUACACCCGGCCCCUAUACGAGGGCGUCGGCGGCAACGCCAUGUGGGCCAUCAUGACGGUCGUCGUCGUCUUCGAGUACACCGUCGGCGGCUGCGUGUACAAGGGGUUCAACCGCGCCGCCGCCACGGUCAGCGCCGGCGCGAUCGCGCUCGGCGUCCACUGGGUCGCGGUCCACGCCGGCGGCGAGCUCGAGCCGUUCAUCCGUAGCGGCUCGGUCUUCCUUCUCGCUUCCAUCGCCACGUUCUCGAGGUUCAUACCCACGGUGAAGGCGCGGUUUGACUACGGCGUGACCAUCUUCAUCCUCACCUACAGCCUGGUGGCCGUGUCGGGGUACCGCGUGGAGGCGCUCCUGGCCAUGGCGCAGAGCCGCGUGUGCACCAUCGCCAUCGGCAUCUUCAUGUGCCUCGCCGUCUGCGUGCUCGUCUGCCCCGUCUGGGCCGGGCAGGAGCUGCACCGCCUCACCGCGCGCAACAUGGACAAGCUCGCCGGCGCCGUCGAGGCCUGCGUCGAGGACUACUUCGCGGACCAGCCGGCGGACGGCAAGCGGCCGCCGUCGGACAAGGCGGAGGGGUACAAGUGCGUGCUCAACUCCAAGGCGACCGAGGACUCGCAGGCCAACCUGGCGCGGUGGGAACCGGCCCACGGUAGGUUCGGCUUCCGCCACCCGUACGAACAGUACAAGAGCGUCGGCGCCGCCAUGCGGCACUGCGCCUACUGCGUGGAGGCGCUGAGCGGCUGCGCCCGGUCCGAGAUCCAGGCGCCCGACCACGUCAAGCGGCGCCUCGCCGGCGGGUGCGCGAGCGUGGCGGCGCGGUGCGCGCUGGUUCUCAGGGAGGCGUCCAUCUCCGUUGCCGCGAUGACGACCUCCUGGGCACUGGACUUGGCCGUGGCCGAGAUGAACACCGCCGUGCAGGAGCUGCAGAGCGACCUGAGGGCGCUACCUUCCAAGCUCGUCGAGGAGGAGUCGCCCGCGGCGGUGCUGGAUGCAGUGCAGCUCUUCACGGUGACGUCGCUGCUGAUCGAGGUGUCCACGAGGAUCGAGAGCGUCGUGGACGCCGUCGACACGCUGGCCAGCCUCGCGGGCUUCCGAUCGUCGGACGUGGAAAAAGAUGAAGCUUCUGAAACUGAAACCAAAGUGAAACAGCCAGCUGCGAGCGAUCCGGACUCGGACGAACCGGAAAAGAAACACAUCGAGCAGGUUUAA
Lolium rigidum is the source of this 1482-nucleotide messenger RNA. Its product is annotated as aluminum-activated malate transporter 10-like. Gene Ontology annotation, biological process: malate transport. The coding region runs from base 1 to 1482 and encodes 493 amino acids. The transcript has 3 exons. Lineage: Eukaryota; Viridiplantae; Streptophyta; Magnoliopsida; Poales; Poaceae. Gene Ontology annotation, cellular component: plant-type vacuole membrane. The record is from RefSeq and is a predicted model, not a curated record.